UGGGAGUGGUAGAGAAAUCUUUCCUUCGCCUCCUAUGGUCGAUGAAAAAUUUCGCUUUUUCCUGCUUUGAUUCGCUUUAAAUGCUCGCCAUAUCUAAAGUAUGAUUACCAAAUUCUGCAUAUGAUCAUUUCCAAGUCAUUUCACCUUUUUAUUCCAGUCAAGGUGAAGAAAAAUUGCAGAAAACUCUCUUCGAUCCGGAGGGAAACCUUUCCGCAAUAUGGCGGAUAGCGUAGCAACUGAGAGUGAUGAGCCUACCUCUAGAACUACAACUGUUUUGGAAGUUAGCAUUCCCUCAGAUGAUGAUCAAGAUGUCCAUUUUUGCGGAAGAUGUAAAUUGUCUUUUAAUGAUCUGUCAGAGUACAUCAAGCACAAAGCAAACAAAGUUUGUCGUGACAUUGUCAACAAGAGCUCAUUGACAGAAGUAGUUAACAAACUUCCCAUAGAUGCAGGCAGCCAUUCUCACUCUGGGGAGACCAACAGCAGAGAAGAGGUAGCAUUGGCAGAUACCACCCAGCAGGCUCAAGAGUGUGUAGAGAGCAUUGAGGAUGAUUGUGCUGCAAAAAAAGUGGAGGUGCAGUUUCUAGACCCAGUGGCGACUAGUGAUGGUGCAUCAUCAUCUGCAGGAGAAAAACCUGAUGGUCACAAAACUUCAGAUCAUGAAAAAACUGAAAAACCGACAAAAAGGCACAAGAGGAAGAACUCUCACCCCAAGACCACCAGAAAACGAAAAUGCUCGUCCACUUCCACAGCCUCAUCCACUCAAGAGAAGAGCAAGGAACCUCGAACCAAGAAACCCUCGACUUCAGAUGAACCAGUGACUGUCCAUAUCCCAGAGUCACAACUAGUUCAUCUGAAUCCUUGUUCCACGUCCACAUCUGCAACCAGUCCCCAGGGUACAGGGGUGCGCAAACAGGGUGCGACCAGUGUGUUUGUGCCAAUAUACCUCAAUCCCCCCUCCAAGAUUUACAGAUGUCAGCGCUGUCCAGCGGUUUUCAAUGCUUUGAAGGAGAAGGAAGAGCACUGUAAAAUGCAUAAGAAGGAAUUCAAGUGUUCGCUUUGUAAUAAAAGCUUCUUCACUGCUAACGGCUUCGAGCAGCAUCGGUUAAAUGAGAGUCAUGUGCAUCCAUGUGAUGAAUGCGGGAAGGUCUUCACUAGCACCAUUCAGCUCAAGAAACACAAGACGACCCACUCUACUGAAAGGCCGUUCGCCUGUGACGAAUGCGCAAAGGCGUUCUGUUCUUCGGCGAACCUUCGCUCGCACAAAAGAACGGUGCAUGCUACGGAGAAGAAACACAAGUGCCCUGAAUGUGGAAAAGCGUUUGCCCGUAAAGAUAAAAUGAAGAGGCAUUCUUUAAUUCACUACCCAGAUACAAGACCAACUUUCACCUGUCCCUUUCGCAGUCACACUGGUUGUAUGAAGACCUUUUACCGUGAAGAUAAGCUCAAGCGACACUUGUUCACACACUCUAAGGAUAAACCUUUUAAGUGUGAACAGUGCAAUAAGGGUUAUGCGCGCCGAGAUAACUUGAACGACCAUAUGCGGAUCCACACAGGCAAUUAUAGCCACAUUUGUCAGCUGUGCGACAAAGGUUUCCUUGGGCCUCACAAGCUAAAGAAGCACUUGAAGUCAGCACAUCGGGACGUUUAUUCUGCGGAUGGUGUAUGCAACGCAUUAGAAUAUCAGUCUCCUACAAUGGUUCCCUUGAAUUCUGGCAGAGCUCCUACCUCGAGGCGCGGCGAUCACGCCACGCCCACGUCACGUGGUAACGUUGCACAGUCUUCAUCUCAUGAGGAAACUGCGCCCUCUUCACCGGAGGAUCACUCGGUUGAUGCCGACGACGACGUUUUCGACGACUUGGGAUCCGAGACCGGAGACGAGCCAACUUCGGAAGACGAACGAACAGCAAACGACGACGCAUCAUUAAAAAAAUCUGGCUUGGGUUCAGACCCAAGACAUGCCCCGCCCCGAGCCCCUCCACCAACUGUGGGCCCUCCGCCAUUAACAUCAUCUUCACAUGGUCCGUUACCGCGCGUGCGCCCUGUCCCGAGAGUCAGUGCGACCCCUCAGCAGUUCGUCCCUCCACCCAUACCACCCGGCCUCCAGGCUACAGCCGAGCUCAUGGCAUUCACACAGGAACUUUUUAAUGCAGUGGGAAGAUUUCAGUCUUAAACCUAAAAGGUGUCAACGUUGCAAAUAACGAGAAUUUAUCCUCGCUAAGCGAGGCGUACAUUCAUCGAAAAUUCUUAAUCUACUGAUCUUUUUAGCUUUUAGUUAUCUUAGGUUUUACCUUCAACAUCUCUCACACUGAUGAUUUUUGGAAGUCUUUCGUUUAAGAAAAUUCAUGCAUUAGGUUUAUCUGCGUAAGCAAGAUCUUCCAGGGGGUGCGUCUCUCCAUAAGCCUCUCACAGGCACCUAGAGACAUCGUCGGUUUUUUUUUUUACUAUUUUACCCAUCGCUCUCUCUUGGCAGGUUGUGGAGAGAGGUGUGGUAGCCCGCGAAUCCAGUCGUACUCAGUCAUUACCCUGAUAUUGUGGUUAGCUUCAAGACAACCUCUUGUGUUGGAAAUACGCGUACAAAUUUUAUUGGUUGUUUUCCGAGCCAGGGGUUUACAUUAGCAGUUGCUAAGCGACAGGAUGUAAAAUUCUGACGUUAUGCCGACAUAAAGACGUGCUUAUGGGAAUCAGAUUUCUUAGGAACUUCUAAUUGGCUUAAAAGACUGCCACGAUUAAUGAUCCCUGUCGUUUUGGAAGUUCACGGUAUGGGGACUUUUAAAACUUUUCGCUCAAUGAGUGAUAUGAUAAAGGUGAUUAGGUUGCAAUAACUUAAAAAAAUAAUCAGCAGUGAUUCUAGAAGUUAUAAGUGUUUUAGCCUACGUGCAGCCGUAACCUUGCGUAGAUCACUGAGAAAUGAUGUCUAUGCUUAAAUUCUCAAGCGACUUCAACCUAUCUUCUAUAUAUUCAGCGCUAGUAAGUUACAUAUUGCUCGACACUAGUAAGUUAACCUUCUUAGUGUUAUAUGUAUCUAAGAUAUCUGAGGAAAAAAACAAUUCUCCUAGAGGAAAAUUGA
This is a messenger RNA of Pocillopora damicornis (cauliflower coral), 3067 nucleotides long. RefSeq lists its product as uncharacterized. The record is from RefSeq and is a predicted model, not a curated record. Gene Ontology annotation, biological process: regulation of transcription by RNA polymerase II. Gene Ontology annotation, molecular function: DNA-binding transcription factor activity; RNA polymerase II cis-regulatory region sequence-specific DNA binding. Lineage: Eukaryota; Metazoa; Cnidaria; Anthozoa; Scleractinia; Pocilloporidae.